UAACGAUCAGACCGAUAAUGUCUUAAAAAGAGAAACAGAGUCUACAUUUUGGUUUUCUUCUUCCUGUAUGGACUAUUUCUGGAUACAGAACCUUAAAGCAUCAUGUUGACUGUCCAUAAAAUGCAUUUUAGCAUCUUCUUGCUGUUGUGGGGAUGGGUUUUAUUCACUGAAUGCAGAGCCCAUCGACAAGGCAAGGAAAUACAUGAGGUAUACAAGAAAGGCAGCCGGCCGCAGAGGCAGAGGCGGGAAGCCCACGGCGAGGCGCACAAGCAAGGCAGCCCAAUUCUAAAACGAAGCCCCGACAUCACCAAAUCUCCACUGACAAAGUCAGAGCAGCUGCUGCGAAUAGAUGACCAUGACUUCAGCAUGAGACCAGGUUUUGGAGGCCCUGCAAUUCCUGUUGGUGUAGAUGUCCAAGUUGAAAGUCUGGAUAGUAUUUCUGAAGUGGAUAUGGACUUCACCAUGACCCUUUAUCUGAGGCACUACUGGAAAGAUGAAAGGCUGUCCUUCCCAAGCACCAACAACCAAAGCAUGACGUUCGAUGGCAGGCUCGUGAAGAAGAUCUGGGUCCCCGACAUGUUCUUCGUCCACUCCAAGCGUUCCUUCAUCCACGACACGACCACUGAUAAUGUCAUGCUGCGAGUCCAGCCAGAUGGGAAGGUACUUUAUAGUCUCAGAGUUACAGUAACAGCAAUGUGUAACAUGGAUUUCAGUCGCUUUCCCCUGGACACACAAACAUGUUCCCUGGAGAUUGAGAGCUAUGCCUACACUGAGGAUGACCUCAUGCUGUACUGGAAGAAUGGGAAUGACUCCCUAAAAACGGAUGAGAGGAUAUCUCUGUCCCAGUUCCUGAUCCAGGAGUUUCACACCACCACAAAGCUCGCAUUUUACAGCAGCACAGGAUGGUACAAUCGCCUGUACAUAAACUUCACCUUGCGCCGACACAUCUUCUUCUUCUUGCUCCAAACCUACUUCCCUGCCACUCUCAUGGUUAUGCUGUCCUGGGUGUCUUUCUGGAUUGAUCGUCGAGCAGUACCUGCCAGAGUCCCUUUAGGGAUAACCACCGUGCUGACCAUGUCUACGAUCAUCACAGGAGUGAAUGCCUCCAUGCCCCGUGUUUCCUACAUCAAAGCGGUGGACAUUUACCUAUGGGUCAGUUUUGUGUUUGUCUUCCUCUCGGUGCUGGAAUACGCAGCAGUGAAUUACCUGACUACAGUGCAAGAGCGGAAGGAGAGGAAACUCCGGGACAAGCUUCCUUGUGCGUGCAGCCUCCCUCAGCCGCGGCCCAUGAUGAUGGAUGGCAGUUAUAACGAUGGUGACGUGAAUGAACUGGGGCACUAUGUGUCUGAGAAUGGAGACAAACAAGACAGAAUGAUGGUGCAGCUGGCGCUGGGGUCUGAAAGGGGCUCAAGCAGGAGGAAAAAUCAGAGAUAUGUCAGCAUGCGGAUCGACACUCACGCCAUUGACAAAUACUCCAGGAUAAUAUUCCCUGGUGCAUACAUUCUGUUUAAUUUGAUAUACUGGUCCAUUUUUUCAUAAACAUACAUAACUUCUGUAUUCACAGAGCAUUGCGUCAUUUUAUGAAAGUGCAGUCUCACAGGCUAACAGGAAGAAAAUGGGAAAUGUUUUAAUUUGAAGAAAAAUUGUUUUCAGGAUUUCUAUUUUUUUUUACUAUAUAUGUCUCAUCUGUGGCAUAAAUAUCUCUGUGCAAGUUUCACAUUUGAGCUAAAUAUAGGAUAUACAAUCUAACAUUUUAUACUUAACGCUGUGCUAUGUUCCUUCUUGUGCCUCACAGGCCACUGUAAACUAUUUUAAUAAGUGACAGUAAUUGCCAGUUGCUUAUAUACAGUGCAUCCUCCAUUUUGUGACCCUGAAAUUCUAACGCUCUAAGUACUUGAGUGCAGGCAUACAUUUCUGGACUCAGCAGACCUAUCACAUUCAAUACCAACAAAUACAAAGAAUAUGCAAAUAUAUGUGUGUUUGCAAGAUGAUGGUUAUCAGAAGCACAAAUUGUCCAGCACCAGGAAACACUUUGGCAAGGUUAUUGAUGGCUGAAGUGUGCUUCCACUGUUUAAAACAUGCUGCGCUAGCAGUACUGAACUGACAGAUCCAAGUAGUAAUACAUUUUAGGAUUCAGCUCUGUCUUGAUCACACUUAAAAGCAAAGUAAUCUUUCCAGCCUGUUUUGACUAUCCUUUUAAAAUUACUUAUACUGUACACUUGCUAAGGAAUCCACCCAGUCUGGACGAAAGUCAGAUUUUCUUCAAUGAUAACUAAAUCACAGGAGCUCUCCUUGGAUUUGCUAACUUGGGUCAGUGGGAAUUUUGCUCUUGAGUUUCCUGGGAGAGGGAACAGGGUUUUCUACAAAAUGUUGCACUGAGGACAAACAGAUCUACAACCCCCCACCUAUUACAGAACAAACCACUUCUCUCUGAGAUUGUCUAGGUGUUACUGGUUAGUAACAGAGUUGCAGCUUGCUGUAAAUUCUUGUUCCUGCUAAAGCCAUCAAUAAUUCCACUCUCUUCCAGGAAGAACCUAGUCCAUUUUUAGUAAAAACAUAAUAGAAUGAUGCUCAACAGGUUACAAAACACUUGUAAGGCCUUUAUAUCUGAGUUACUAAAGAUACCAUGCCGAAAGCUUUGGAAUGAAGUAACAGGAGUUUCCAUUUGCGGACCCAGGUACCUCUAACCACCUCUGCUUUGAUGCUGCUUCCACCGCGCCAGCACCCCACUGCCCCCCAUGCCCAUGCUUCCAGGGUAGGAGCAAGGAGACACAGCGGAGCUGAGGGUACUCGGCAUUUACUUAAGUCCCCGCUCUCCAUCACAUUUUCUGCACAACAGCUAGCCAGCGUAACUAUUCUAUAUGGAAAAGGCAACAUCUGUAAUACAGAAGUAGCAAACAUAUAAAUUUCAGGAAAAUAAGAAUGUGCUGAAUAGAGUCAGGGGCCCUUACAGUAACAGCAUUACUGAAGAUUUCUCAAAGAAAGCUGAGUUGCUCAGUCAGUCUGCCAUCAUAUCUUCUCUGUAUAUAUCUAUAUGGCUAAACGAUAGUGGCAGGUGGCAGAAUUUUAAACACAUGCACACUUUUGCACACAGUUGUAAAACUCUUCAUGUGCACAGGAACAACACUGUUUCCUGCAGAGCAGAUGCUAUUGUCUUUUACACUUGUAGCUGCUCUAAGGAUCAGACCAAAGAAGUGGCAUCUCCAAAAGGCAAAUGAACCUUCUCACGUGGCAUCUGCUCUGGACCAACUUAUCUGCUACUCUGUGCACUGUGCUAGACAUAAUGCACAUUGAAAUUGUUUGAAUGCUGCUGAUUCUUGCUUUUAAUUUCAUAUGUAAAUAAAUUUAAUGUAAAAACACUCAGCAUUUCUUAAAACUGCUGAAAUCAUGACCUGCAAAAGCGUAACUGCACUGCAUACUGCACUUACAGCCUACAAUCCACAGGUAAGGCAAAGAAAUCACAUAAGUUAAGAUCAUUAAAAGACACACACAGCCAUAAGAUAAUGUUACUACUAAUUUCUACAUAGCUUUUUUCACAUAUACAUACGAUCUGAGCUUUGUCUCACCAAGUUUCCUUCAUAUUGUGUCAUUCUCUAGUGAGUUUUUCCAAGAGAUGAAAAAAUAUAUAUUUUCUUAAACCAUAAACAUUUCAAUCAGAUGAAGAUGACUGGCAAAAGCAAAUGAAAGGCUAGCCAUGAGGUUUGGUCACACUCCCUCAGUCUGAAUGACAUUUUACUCCACAAAUAGCUCCAAGAUUUUGGGGGGAUGGCUUGCAUAGGAACGUAUUCAGGUUCUCAGCAUUACAAGAACGCAUUCAUUUUCAUGAUUAUAAGAAUAGCACAAACAGGAGUGCCAGACUUUGUAAUAAGCUGCCCAGAUAUUAAAUAUGUGAACUACACUACUUCGUAAGAAGCCUAAUGCUAUGUAGUUUGCUGCACUAGUACUUUAUAUUUCCUUGUAGGCUCAUUAACUUUAUACUACAAACAUUCUUCAACCUCUGACCAGCAUAUUAAGGGAGAUUUUGAAGAUACAAAUGGCAGCUGGACUUUCAAGUUCCCUGACUUUCAGUGGGAGACUGGUUUCUAACUGCUUGUGGGAUUCUGAAAGUUUAUCUUCUGAUAUGUCUUCCUAACUGGACUCCCCAGCCUCCAUGUUUGGAUUUACAGUGUUAAUUUUUGUGUUUUACUUUGGAAACUCUAGUGCCUUUUCAAUCUUAUGUAUAUGUGUAUAUAUAUGUAUUCUAUAACAACAGGAUAUGUCAUAUACAGCCCGUGUUUGCUAUCAAGGAUUGCAACCAUUAAACAUACUUACAUAAACA
Messenger RNA from Dromaius novaehollandiae (emu), 4318 nucleotides. It is a transcript of the gene GABRR1, whose product is annotated as gamma-aminobutyric acid type A receptor subunit rho1. Gene Ontology annotation, biological process: signal transduction; chemical synaptic transmission; nervous system process. Gene Ontology annotation, molecular function: extracellular ligand-gated monoatomic ion channel activity; chloride channel activity; neurotransmitter receptor activity. The coding region runs from base 103 to 1539 and encodes 478 amino acids. The record is from RefSeq and is a predicted model, not a curated record. The transcript has 10 exons. Gene Ontology annotation, cellular component: neuron projection; synapse; plasma membrane. Lineage: Eukaryota; Metazoa; Chordata; Aves; Casuariiformes; Dromaiidae.